Molecule: messenger RNA, 276 nt
Organism: Trichoderma reesei QM6a
Lineage: Eukaryota; Fungi; Ascomycota; Sordariomycetes; Hypocreales; Hypocreaceae
Exons: 1
Source: RefSeq, a predicted model, not a curated record
GCCAAUGAUGAGCCAGCCGGUGAUGAGCCCGCAGAUGGUGAGCCCGCAGAUGUUGAGCCCGCAGAUGUUGAGCCCACAAAUGGUGAACCAGCAGAUGGUGAGCCCACAGAUGAUGAGCCAGCAGAUGGUGAGCCAGCAGAUGGUGAGCCCGCGGAUGGUGAGCCCACAGAUGAUGAGCCAGCAGAUGGUGAGCCCGCGGAUGGUGAGCCCACAGAUGAUGAGCCAGCAGAUGGUGAGCCCACAUAUGGUGAGCUCGCAGGUGUUGAGCUCGCAGAU